GCGGUGAGCGAACGAGUCCCGCGAGUCGAGCGGCGCGCGCCGCACCGACCCACUGUACGAGUGUAUACGCGCGAUAUCGCCCUUGUAAAGUGUAAACACCAGAUGCACAUGUAGCUGCGAUUUAAACAUUUUUUUGUAAAGCUACAUUAACAUUUGUGAAGUUCAAAACAUUUUGUGAAGAAAGUUGACUUUGUAUUUUAAAAAAAACUUUAGUAUUAAAAAAAGGAACUAUGCAGUGCUAUGCGAAGUUGUCGCCGAAGCGCGAGCCUCCGGAGCACGUUUACGAGAUGGAGAUGAUGGGCGGUGCGAGGAGGCUGGAGCUGCCGGCGCCCCCGGGCAAGGAGUUCCGCGCGCCGUGCCUGCUGCCGGCGCCGGCGCCUCCGCCGCAGCCGACGCACUCGGUGAUCCAGUGCAUGCGACCGCCGCCACCACCGCCGCCGCCGCCGCGUCUGCACAAACCUCCCAUCUUUGAGGAACCAUCCAGCUCCAUUCCAGAUCUAGAGUUCGAUGGUACCACAGUGCUAUGCCGCGUCUGUGGGGAUAAGGCGAGCGGCUUCCACUAUGGGGUGCAUUCCUGCGAGGGCUGCAAGGGCUUCUUUCGCCGCUCCAUACAACAGAAGAUCCAGUACAGGCCCUGCACCAAAAACCAGCAGUGCUCCAUCUUGAGAAUUAACAGAAAUCGGUGCCAGUAUUGCCGAUUGAAGAAAUGUAUCGCCGUCGGAAUGAGCAGAGAUGCUGUGCGAUUUGGGCGCGUACCGAAACGUGAGAAAGCCCGUAUCCUGGCGGCGAUGCAACAGUCGUCGUCGUCGCGCGCGCAGGAGCAGGCGGCGGCGGCCGAGCUAGACGACGGGCCGCGGCUGCUGGCGCGCGUGGUGCGCGCACACCUCGACACCUGCGAGUUCACCCGCGACCGCGUGGCCGCCAUGCGCGCGCGCGCUCGCGACUGUCCCACCUACUCUCAACCCACUUUGGCGUGUCCUCUGAACCCAGCGCCGGAGCUCCAGUCCGAGAAAGAGUUCUCCCAGCGGUUCGCUCACGUCAUCCGUGGCGUGAUCGACUUCGCCGGCCUCAUUCCUGGCUUCCAGCUGCUCACGCAAGAUGACAAAUUCACAUUGUUAAAAAGUGGACUUUUUGAUGCUCUGUUCGUGCGUCUAAUUUGUAUGUUCGACGCUCCUCUCAAUAGUAUAAUAUGUCUCAAUGGACAACUCAUGAAGCGAGACUCUAUCCAAAGUGGUGCGAACGCGCGUUUCCUCGUAGAUUCCACCUUUAAAUUCGCCGAGCGCAUGAAUUCCAUGAAUCUGACGGACGCCGAGAUCGGCCUCUUCUGCGCCAUAGUCCUUAUCACUCCGGACAGGCCCGGGCUCCGCAACGUGGAAUUAGUAGAAAGAAUGCACGCGAGGCUCAAAGCGUGUCUCCAGUCUGUCAUUUCUCAAAACAGACCCGACAGGCCUGGCUUCCUCCGGGAAUUGAUGGAUACUCUCCCGGACCUACGCACCUUGAGUACGCUUCACACAGAGAAGCUGGUGGUGUUCCGUACCGAACACAAGGAACUAUUACGGCAGCAAAUGUGGGGAGACGAAGAAGGGUGCUCGUGGGCCGACUCCGUCGUAGAAGAAUCAGCCCGCAGUCCGAUCGGCUCAGUCUCCAGCAGUGAAUCCGGCGAAGCGAUGGGCGACUGUGGCACUCCUUUACUGGCCGCGACCCUCGCUGGACGCCGAAGACUCGAUUCUCGGGGUUCAGUCGACGAAGAAGCGCUGCUCGGUAUGGCACACCUCGCUCACAACGGUCUCACAGUCACUCCAGUGAGGCCCCCGCCCCGUUACCGGAAGUUGGAUUCUCCGACUGACUCUGGUAUCGAGUCCGGGAACGAGAAACACGAAAGAAUCAUCGGACCCGGCUCGGGCUGCUCGAGCCCGCGAUCGUCUCUCGAGGAGCACACGGAGGACAGGCGGCCGACCGCGCCCGCAGACGAUAUGCCAGUUCUGAAACGCGUGCUGGAAGCGCCGCCGCUGUUCGACACUCCCUUGCUCAUGGACGAAGCGUACAAGCGGCACAAAAAGUUCCGCGCCAUGCGCCGCGACACGGGCGAGGCCGAGGGCCGGCCCGUGCCGCUGACGCCGUCGCCGCAGCCGCCGCAGCACCCGCACCCCGCGAGCCCGGCGCACCCGGCGCACUCGCCGCGCCCGCUGCGCGCGCCGCUGUCGUCCACGCACUCGGUGCUGGCCAAGAGCCUGAUGGAGGGCCCGCGCAUGACGCCGGAGCAGCUGAAGCGCACGGACAUCAUCCAGCAGUACAUGCGGCGCGGCGAGCUGGGCGCCGAGUGCCCGCUGCGGCUGCGCUACGGCGGCUCGCCGGCGCCCGAGCCCGCGCUGGAGCUGCAGGUGGAGGUGGCGGACGCGCCGCUCAACCUGUCCAAGAAGUCCCCGUCGCCGCCGCGCGCCUACAUGCCGCGCAUGCUGGAGGCGUGAGGCCGGCCCGCGGAGCCGUACGUCUCCGCUACCCCACCCCGACCUACGUUAAACUAAAUAAACUAUGUAGUUAAUAAUCGUUCGCAAAUUGGUUUAAUAUAUUAUAUGUGAUAAUUCGUUUAAGACGCGUGUGUGAGGGGCCGGUGCCGGACGAGGAGAGCGCAAUAGACUGAAAAAUAAUUUAAGACUAUAUAAGUAUAAUUUAUAAUGCAAUGCAGCGCCGGUCGCGGUGUGUUUGUGUGUGUAUUGUAUGUGCGUAUGUGAGCGUGCUCAGUCAUUUGUUUGUUAAUAUAAUGACAGGUUGUCGAAUUAAAAUAAAACAAACUUGUAAAAAUUA
This is a messenger RNA of Bicyclus anynana (squinting bush brown), 2805 nucleotides long. It is a transcript of the gene Eip75B, whose product is annotated as ecdysone-inducible protein E75. The transcript is spliced from 5 exons. Lineage: Eukaryota; Metazoa; Arthropoda; Insecta; Lepidoptera; Nymphalidae. Gene Ontology annotation, molecular function: RNA polymerase II cis-regulatory region sequence-specific DNA binding; nuclear receptor activity; zinc ion binding. Gene Ontology annotation, biological process: negative regulation of transcription by RNA polymerase II; hormone-mediated signaling pathway; positive regulation of transcription by RNA polymerase II. Bases 231 to 2468 code for a protein of 745 amino acids. The record is from RefSeq and is a predicted model, not a curated record.